Messenger RNA from Folsomia candida, 987 nucleotides. Its product is annotated as chromosome transmission fidelity protein 8 homolog. The transcript is spliced from 3 exons. Gene Ontology annotation, cellular component: Ctf18 RFC-like complex. Lineage: Eukaryota; Metazoa; Arthropoda; Collembola; Entomobryomorpha; Isotomidae. The coding region runs from base 156 to 536 and encodes 126 amino acids. Gene Ontology annotation, biological process: mitotic sister chromatid cohesion. The record is from RefSeq and is a predicted model, not a curated record.
ACUACAUUCGUUUCAUAAUAAUAAUAAUUCAUAAUAAUAUUCACAUUUGAGUUUUUCGUAAAAAAAUAUAUAAUUUGUGAUUUCCAUAAAAUUUGAAAUUGAACUACGUUAUAAAAUUACAUUAAGCUCAGGUUAUAGUAUCAUUUUGGUUAGACAUGCAGAUUUUCCUUAAAUAUUUACCGAACGAGGAUGGUGUGACGAAGGAAUGGGCGUUAGUUGAAGUGCAGGGUGAGUUGGGGUCCAGAGAGGAAACGAGCCUUGAUGGACAAUUUGUUGGAGAUUUGUACUACAAUCGGGAGGGAUCGCCCAUCCUUAUCAUUGGUCACCAUAUUCUGUUUGGCAAUGUGCAAAAGUUAGAAAAACCAUUCGCUGUGUUGGAGAAAGUUCGAGGGUCGAAUGAAGCAAAGACUGAAUAUUCUGUGAAAGCUGUAAUUAAGCGUAAAUUAUGUUUUAGAGAAAGGCCUAAGCCAAUUGUUGGUGCAUUUACCAAUAGUAGUAAUCCCAAUGACACAGAAGAGUUAGUACAAGUUGGUUAAACUUAUUCAAUGUAAAAUGUACCUAUAUUCAUGUAUUUUCGUAGAAAGAAGAAAGUUAAGUAAUAAAAUAACAGGAUCACAUAAAUUUAUGUUUAUUUAUUAUGUUAUAUAUUCGUUCUGUUCUGUUGUAAUUGUAACCACAUAACUAUUUUCGCAAUACUUUCGGGUUGAAAAUUUAAUAAAAUUCCGGCUGCGAACUUCACGAAAGCAAUUUCGUUGCGUCAUUGAUGCCUUAGAUUUUUAUUUAAUAAAUAUAUAAAGAACGAUUACGAGUGCAACUCAAUAAUCAAUCAGAUAUUAUUAUUAAACAAGAUUGUUCUAAUAUAUAUUUUUCUACUACUUUGUGUUCAAAAAUUCAGUCACUUAACUUACUUUCGAUUGAGUUCGAAUUAACAUAUUUUAAUGAUACCCAUUCAAGGGAGGUGACAGUGUAAUAAAAUACAGAGCUAAG